CCCGCUGCCAUUUAUUCGCCAUCAGCUGCUCCCUGAUAAAGUGGAAUAAUAAUAAUAAUAAUAGGGGCAGGAAUAUUAAAACAUGCAGCCCGCGGGCCGCCCCCACAGCUGCCAUGAGACACGGCGCCGGAGCGGUGCCACUGCUGCUCAACAUGUACCUGCCAGAUCCAGUCGGGGAAACUUUGUUCAAAGACGGGAAGAGCCAGGCGUGGGGGUCUCUCAGCCCCGGCGUGCAGAAAGGCAGCGGGCAGAUCCAGCUGUGGCAGUUCCUGCUGGAGCUGCUCUCCGACCGGGCCAACCUGAACUGCAUCGCCUGGGAAGGCACAAAUGGGGAGUUCAAGCUGAUCGACCCCGAUGAGGUGGCACGGCGCUGGGGCGAGCGGAAGAGCAAACCCAACAUGAAUUACGACAAGCUGAGCCGGGCACUGCGCUACUACUAUGACAAGAACAUCAUGACCAAGGUCCACGGCAAGCGUUACGCCUACAAGUUCGACUUCCACGGGCUGGCACAGGUGUGCCAGCCGUCCGCCCCCGAUCACACCCUCUACAAAUUUCAGGGCAACCUGGCCCCGCUGCCCUUCUCGGGCAUCUCCAAACUCAACCUCAUGACCUCGGGGGUGACGCCGGCUGGCUUCUCCUACUGGCCUGGCUCCAGCCCAUCCCUCUACCCCGGGCACGGGCUCCAGCCCUCUGCCCCGUUCAGCGCCAUGGCAGCCUCCCACCUCAACAACAUGAAUAACCAUUACCAUUAGAGGCUCGCCCGUGCCAGGCGGACCUCCCCAUCCCCGGCAGCAUGGGGCUGUUCAGCUGGGGAGCUCAGCAGGGAGGGAUGGGUGGGUGGGAUCGUGCCCUGCUCUCAGUUGCCCCCUUUUAGAUUUGGAGAGUUGCGUGGGGGGUGAGGGGUGCUUGCAGGGUAGCUGGGUUGGUUCCCUGAUGUGGGUGGCUGGAGGAGAGACGCCAUCUAAAUUUAGGGUGAGGAGGGAUCCAUGAUCCUGGGAACGGAUGUGGAUACCUAAAGCAGGGUGUGAAUGGAAGGAAAAACCAUGGGCUCUCCUCCUGGCAGGGACCAUGCCCCCCUUUCCUUUGCAACAUGCUGCCCACCCCAUGAACAUCCUUAACUCUGCCCCCAGCCUGUUCCUGCCCUCCCCUCUCUCUGCAGAGAGGAAUCAGGAGCUGGGGCCCCAGGGCAGCUGUGUCCAUGGGUGAGGGUCCCACUGGGCAGGGGCAGGGAAAGGGGACUCUCCUUGCUACUCCUUGGUUCCCCACCUUUGUCUCCAAAGCCUUCCUUUCCUCCAUCCCUCCUACACCUCCUGCCGAUGGUGGCUUCCUCCAGACCUCAGGAGAAGCCUUGGUCUGGAGAGCAGAUGACCUUCAUGGGUUAACUCCUGCCCAGGGCAGGGCUUUGCUGUUGGAGGUGCCAGGGGCAGGUGUGAGGGGCACUGCCAGCCCUCAGGGCAAGGCCAGAGCCUGGAGUCAGCAGAGCCUGGCCCCUGCAACUCUGCCCUCUCUCCAGUAUCCAAGGACCAUGCCACAGAGCGGGAUGGUCCCUGAAGCCCUGCACAUGAGCCCAUGUCCUGCUGGUUACUUCGAAGUUUAAUGCUUCAGUUUUACUGUGGCUUUAGCCCCUCACCUGCAGGACUUGGUGGGACACCCUCCACGGGUGGGGACAUCCCCAGGGACAAGGCUGGGUUGGAGGUGGAACAGGAAAAGGGAUGACAGCAGGGCUGGGAGCCCUGGGCACGGAGGGGCAGCCCUGGGUCCCUGCCCCUGUGUCCAAGGAGGUGCCCCCGUCCUCCAGAGCAGGACUUUGGCCCAGUGGAUGCAGAAGAUGGGCAUGCUGGGCUCUGCGCUGGCUGGGGGGAGGGAUUGGUCUUCAAUAAAACAGAGAGGUGCUGUGA
This is a messenger RNA of Aquila chrysaetos chrysaetos, 1898 nucleotides long. RefSeq names its product FEV transcription factor, ETS family member (gene FEV). The transcript is spliced from 3 exons. Gene Ontology annotation, molecular function: DNA-binding transcription factor activity, RNA polymerase II-specific; sequence-specific DNA binding. Bases 114 to 752 code for a protein of 212 amino acids. NCBI's taxonomy places the organism in Eukaryota, Metazoa, Chordata, Aves, Accipitriformes, Accipitridae. Gene Ontology annotation, biological process: cell differentiation; regulation of transcription by RNA polymerase II. Gene Ontology annotation, cellular component: nucleus. The record is from RefSeq and is a predicted model, not a curated record.